AUGGAUACGUUGUUUAGACUAGUCAGCCACCAAUCCGAUCAGUCCUUCAAUUCUAGCAGAACUUCAAGCAGCUCCAGAUCUUCUAAACAAAACCAUCACCAAGAAGAAGAAGAAUGCUUCAACUUUUUCAUGGAUGAAGAUGAUUUCUCUUCUUCUUCUUCCAGACAAUACUAUCCUUACCCACAGCAACACCAAACUUCUAACACCCCCACCCCUACACAAACCACAACAAACACAAGCACUCCAACACACCAAGCCUUUGAAUCUGCUGAUUUCUCUUUCUCUCCCGCUCGAGACAUAAACCUUGAAUUCGCCUCUUCGUUUUCCGGCAAGUGGGCUUCGGAUAUUCUGAUCGAGGCAGCUCGAGCGAUUGCUGAUAAGAACAGUGCUCGUCUUCAACAGUUGACGUGGAUGCUCAAUGAGCUCAGUUCACCUUAUGGUGACACCGAUCAAAAGCUCGCCUCCUACUUCCUCCAAGCCUUGUUUAGCCGCAUGACAGACUCCGGCGAACGGUGUUACCGGACUUUGACGUUAGCUUCGGAGAAGAAUUGCUCUUUCGAGUCUACCAGAAAAAUGGUGCUGAAAUUCCAAGAGGUGAGCCCUUGGACUACAUUCGGCCAUGUUGCUUGUAACGGUGCAAUCAUGGAAGCUUUUGAAGGUGAGAGCAAGUUACAUAUAGUUGAUAUUAGCAACACGUACUGCACACAGUGGCCUACUUUGCUUGAAGCCCUGGCGACUCGCACAGAUGAAACGCCGCACCUACGGCUCACCACCGUGGUAGCCAGCAAAGCCGGUGGCGCCACCGGAGGAGAAGUUUCGGCGCAAAGGGUCAUGAGAGAGAUUGGAAACAGAAUGGAAAAGUUUGCUAGACUCAUGGGUGUUCCCUUUAAAUUCACCGUUGUACACCAUACAGGUGAUUUAUCAGAAUUGAAUUUGGCUGAUUUGGAUAUCAAAGAUGAUGAAGCACUUGCAAUCAACUGUGUCGGCGCCUUACAUUCCGUUUCAACGAUCGGUGACCGCCGGAACUUUCUAAUAUCGAUGUUUCUGAGAUUGCAGCCUAGGGUUUUAACUGUUGUUGAAGAAGAAGCUGAUCUUGAUGUGGGUACUGAUGGGUUUGACUUUGUUAAAGGCUUCCAAGAGUGUUUGAGAUGGUUUAGGGUUUACUUCGAGUCAAUGGACGAGAGCUUUCCAAGAACAAGUAAUGAGAGAUUGAUGCUCGAACGCGCCGCCGGACGUGCAAUCGUUGACCUGGUCGCUUGCCCUCCGUCGGAGUCAGUCGAACGACGACAGACCGCCACGCGCUGGUCACAUCAUCUGCAUGCGAGUGGGUUUAGCCCUGUUUUGUUUAGUGAAGAAGUGAGUGAUGAUGUACGCUCUCUUCUGAGGAGAUAUAAGGAGGGUUGGUCGAUGGCACAGUGCUCUGAUUCUGCCGGAAUAUUCUUGUCCUGGCGGGAUCAGCCGGUGGUUUGGGCUAGUGCAUGGAAGCCUUCAUAA
This is a messenger RNA of Ilex paraguariensis (yerba mate), 1494 nucleotides long. Lineage: Eukaryota; Viridiplantae; Streptophyta; Magnoliopsida; Aquifoliales; Aquifoliaceae. The record is from the annotation of a GenBank genome assembly.